Callithrix jacchus (white-tufted-ear marmoset) is the source of this 3651-nucleotide messenger RNA. RefSeq names its product LLGL scribble cell polarity complex component 2 (gene LLGL2). Lineage: Eukaryota; Metazoa; Chordata; Mammalia; Primates; Cebidae. Gene Ontology annotation, molecular function: GTPase activator activity; myosin II binding. The record is from RefSeq and is a predicted model, not a curated record. Gene Ontology annotation, cellular component: plasma membrane; cytoplasm; cortical actin cytoskeleton. Gene Ontology annotation, biological process: regulation of establishment or maintenance of cell polarity; cortical actin cytoskeleton organization; Golgi to plasma membrane transport.
CACUUGGGCCCAUGGGAAAGAGAACCUUUCUGAGCACACCCCAAUAGACCACAGGAAGGUUGGACUGGGGCUAGCCAGAGAGAGGGGAGGGGACCCGCAGAGACCCCGGGCACAGUGGGAUGGGCCAGCACUCUGACUGAGUGUCCUGUGCCAUCCGUGCCCACUCGAGUUCCUCCUGGCUGUGGCUGAUUGGAGAGGCUGAGGCGAGAGCCCAUGGACAGCCAUGCCCGAGGUUUCCGGUGGGGGCUGCAGACCAAGCAGAAUGAGGCGGUUCUUGAGGCCAGGGCAUGACCCUGUGCGGGAGAGGCUCAAGCGGGACCUGUUUCAGUUUAACAAGACCGUGGAGCAUGGCUUCCCGCACCAGCCCAGCGCCCUCGGCUAUAGCCCAUCUCUGCGCAUCCUGGCCAUUGGCACCCGUUCUGGAGCCAUCAAGCUCUACGGAGCCCCAGGCGUGGAGUUCAUGGGGCUGCACCGGGAGAACAACACCGUGACGCAGAUCCACCUCCUGCCCGGCCAGUGCCAACUGGUCACCCUACUGGAUGACAACAGCCUGCACCUUUGGAGCCUGAAGAUCAAGGGUGGGGCUUCGGAGCUGCAGGAGGAUGAGAGCUUCACACUUCGUGGGCCCCCAGGGGCUGCCCCCAGUGCCACACAGAUCACUGUGGUCCUGCCACACUCCUCCUGCGAACUGCUCUACCUGGGCACCGAGAGUGGCAAUGUGUUUGUGGUGCAGCUGCCAGCUUUCCGUGUGCUGGAAGACCGGACCAUCAGCUCGGACGCGGUGCUGCAGCGGUUGCCAGAGGAGGCCCGCCACCGGAGGGUGUUUGAGAUGGUGGAGGCGCUGCAGGAGCACCCUCGAGAUCCCAACCAGAUCCUGAUCGGCUAUAGCCGAGGCCUCGUUGUUAUCUGGGACCUGCAGGGCAGCCGUGUGCUCUACCACUUCCUCAGCAGCCAGCAACUGGAGAACAUCUGCUGGCAGCGGGAUGGCCUCCUGCUGGUCAGCUGCCACUCCGACGGCAGCUACUGCCAGUGGCUCGUGUCCAGCGAUGCCCAGCAACCAGAGCCCCUCCGCAGCCUCGUGCCUUAUGGUCCCUUUCCUUGCAAAGCUAUUACCAAAAUCCUCUGGCUGACCAGCAGGCAGGGGUUGCCCUUCAUCAUCUUCCAGGGCGGCAUGCCUCGGGCCAGCUACGGGGACCGCCACUGCAUCUCGGUGGUCCACGACAGCCAGCAGACAGCUUUUGACUUCACCUCCCGGGUCAUCGACUUCACUGUCCUCACAGAGGCAGACCCCACAGCCGCCUUUGACGACCCCUACGUGCUGGUGGUGCUGGCUGAGGAGGAGCUGGUGGUGAUUGACCUGCAGACAGCAGGCUGGCCACCGGUCCAGCUGCCCUACCUGGCUUCCCUGCACUGUUCCGCCAUCACCUGCUCCCACCACGUCUCCAACAUCCCCCUGAAGCUGUGGGAGCGGAUCAUCGCCGCUGGCAGCCGGCAGAAUUCACACUUCUCCACCAUGGAGUGGCCGAUUGACGGUGGCACCAGUCUAACCCCAGCCCCACCCCAGAGGGACCUGCUGCUCACAGGGCAUGAGGAUGGCACGGUGAGGUUCUGGGAUGCCUCGGGUGUCUGCUUGCGGCUGCUUUACAAACUCAGCACGGUGCACGUGUUCCUCACCGACACGGACCCCAACGAGAACCUUAAUACCCAGGGCGAGGAUGAGUGGCCUCCACUCCGCAAGGUGGGCUCCUUUGACCCCUACAGUGAUGACCCCCGGCUGGGCAUCCAGAAGAUCUUCCUCUGCAAGUACAGUGGCUACCUGGCUGUGGCAGGCACGGCAGGGCAGGUGCUGGUGCUGGAGCUGAAUGAUGAGGCAGCAGAGCAGACUGUAGAGCAGGUGGAGGCUGACCUGCUGCAGGACCAGGAGGGCUACCGCUGGAAGGGCCACGAGCGCCUGACAGCCCGCUCAGGGCCUGUGCACUUCGAGCCUGGCUUUCAGCCCUUCGUGUUGGUGCAGUGCCAGCCCCCGGCUGUGGUCACCUCCUUGGCCCUGCACUCUGAGUGGCGGCUCGUGGCCUUCGGCACCAGCCAUGGCUUUGGCCUCUUCGACCACCAGCAGCAGCGGCAGGUCUUUGUUAAGUGCACAUUGCACCCCAGUGACCAGCUGGCCUUGGAGGGCCCACUGUCCCGCGUCAAGUCCCUCAAGAAGUCCUUGCGCCAGUCAUUCCGCCGGAUGCGACGGAGCCGGGUAUCCAGCCGGAAGCGACUCCCUGCUGGCACCCCAGGAGAGGUACAGGAGGGGAGCGCCAAGGCUGAGCGUCCAGGCCUGCAGAACAUGGAGCUGGCGCCUGUGCAGCGCAAGAUUGAGGCUCGCUCGGCAGAGGACUCCUUCACAGGCUUCGUGAGGACCCUGUACUUUGCUGACACCUACCUGAGGGACAGCUCCCGUCACUGCCCCUCACUGUGGGCUGGCACCAACGGGGGCACCAUCUAUGCCUUCUCCCUACGUGUGCCCCCUGCCGAGCGGAGAAUGGAUGAGCCUGUGCGGGCAGAGCAGGCCAAGGAGAUCCAGCUGAUGCACCGUGCGCCAGUGGUAGGCAUUCUGGUGCUCGACGGACACAGCGUACCCCUUCCCGAGCCCCUAGAAGUGGCCCAUGAUCUGUCGAAGAGUCCAGACAUGCAGGGGAGCCACCAGCUGCUCGUCGUGUCAGAGGAGCAGUUCAAGGUGUUCACACUGCCCAAAGUGAGUGCCAAGCUGAAGCUGAAGCUGACAGCCCUAGAGGGCUCACGGGUGCGGCGGGUCAGCGUGGCCCACUUCGGCAGCCGUCGAGCCGAGGACGGGGAGCAUCACCUAGCAGUCCUCACCAACCUGGGCGACAUCCAGGUGGUCUCGCUGCCCCAUCUCAAGCCCCAGGUGCGCUACAGCUGCAUCCGCCGGGAGGACGUCAGCGGCAUCGCCUCCUGCGUCUUCACCAAAUACGGCCAAGGCUUCUACCUGAUCUCUCCCUCUGAGUUCGAGCGCUUCUCUCUCUCCACCAAGUGGCUGGUGGAGCCCCGGUGUCUAGUGGAUUCAGCAGAAACCAAGAACCGCUGCCCUGGUAACAGGGCAGGCCCCAAGAAGGCCCCGAGCCGAGCCAGGAUCUCAGGAACCCAGAGUGAUGGCGAAGAGAAGCUGCCGGGCCUAGGAAUGGAGCGAGCUCUACUGAGUGAUGAGAGAGUCCUGAAGGAAAUCCAGAGCACACUGGAGGGAGACCGAGGGAGCUGUGGCAAUUGGUGCUCGCCUCGAGCGGCCGUGGAGUGCAGCCUCAGCAAUGGCGGAGCAGAGUGAGUAGCUGGGCAUCCGGGCUGCGUGGUGAGCACACACUACUACUGGUGGCCUUCGGGGUCCCUGCCCAACAGGAGAGGCUGGUGCACAGGGCCCCACCAGGGGCUGGGGGCACCCCGGCUUCCACUCUGCAGCUGCUCUGGGCCUUGGGAGAGGAGAGACCCCGGCCUCUGGGGCUGCCCCUCCAGGCCUGUCUGUCUGGAUCCUUCAGUCAAUGUUGCACAGUUUUUAUGGCUCCCAUCCCUUUUUGUAGUGGGCUGGGUUUUAAGUUAUAAAUUUUAACUGCCUCUGGGUGAAAACGUUUUUAAUAAACACCUAUUACCUCUUGA